Polypterus senegalus (gray bichir) is the source of this 3367-nucleotide messenger RNA. RefSeq names its product leucine rich repeats and IQ motif containing 3 (gene lrriq3). Gene Ontology annotation, molecular function: protein binding. The coding region runs from base 473 to 2449 and encodes 658 amino acids. The transcript is spliced from 9 exons. NCBI's taxonomy places the organism in Eukaryota, Metazoa, Chordata, Cladistia, Polypteriformes, Polypteridae. The record is from RefSeq and is a predicted model, not a curated record.
UGUUGUAAGAAGAUAUUUUUAAAAAGGCUCUGAAACCGUCAUGUUUACUGAGGGCACGGUCAUUAUAUUUUCUAAUGUAACUGCAGUUGUCUUUAGAAGAACGUGUGUACAAUUUAAACACAAGUUUUAGCUUUUUCAUUUGUUCCAGCUAAUUGCUCUUGUUGUGCAAUGUGCCAUAAAUGCUAAAAUCUAUACAAAUGUCCGCCUUCCGGGUUCCUCGUCGUUACCCGUAGUUGAUGCGUCGCCAUAGUAACAGUCAGCUGAUCCGCGAACACGCUUUAGAAACGGCGAAUUUUGGACAAGCAGUUAAGUUUAAAGUAAUUGUUUUAUUUUGUAUUCAAAAACAUUUGAGAUGGAAGGAUAUGAUUAACAGACUGAGUCGUGGGGCUUGUUGAAGACUUGUAACGGUGCUGAUGUUAAAUAAACAUUACAACAGGAUUUUGCUGUAUGGGUAUAAGGAUCCAAAAUAAUUAUGGCUCAGAUGCACCCAACAGACUUUCUAGUGCCGUGUUCAAAGGAAAUUCUUCUACGGUUUGGGAAAAAUGACAACCAGAAGAAAGAAGACAAUACAGAACUGCAAAGCCUUGUUAUGGUCAAGAUAAAUGGCUUAUUACUAAAAAAUGCACAAAAUAUUCAGUACUGUACAUUGUUAAAAAUUUGCAUCAUGCCAAAUAACUACAUUAAAAAAAUGGAUCCCUUGAUGUUUUGUCCUCAUUUAGUAAAAAUAGAUCUACAUGGUAAUCAGGUAUCACAGCUGCCAGAAAGUUUCUUUUGGGAAAACAUGAAGAGCCUUCAGAUUCUUAUUCUCCAUGAUAAUGCUAUAGGAAAAGAGCAGAACACCGAGUGCCUGUCAAAGUGCCCGGGGCUUAUUGCAUUGACGCUGUUUGACAAUCCUGUCAGUUUGAGAAAGAAUUACAGACACUCCAUUGUGAACACAAUAUGGUCUCUUAAAGCACUAGACAACUAUGUCAUAUCAGAUGAAGAGAUUAUUGAGGACUGGACUCUCCCACAGAAGUUCAGAGCUCAGAAUAAAAAAUUAUUUAUAGAUUUGUGUCCUGUAUCUGCUACGGAAUCAUUUUCAGAAGAAAUGAAGUUGAUUAAAGAAGUCACAUCAAAGAUAAACUACAUUCUAGCCAUUUACUCCCCAGUAAUAAUCAUUCAGCGCUGGAUUCGUGGAUAUCUAACAAGAAAGAGACUUAAAGUUUUGCAGAGAUAUUCAUUUCAUACCUCCAACAAAGAACUCCCUAAGAGGGAACAAGGACAUGAAAAAAGAAAUUGCAAAAGUAAAACCCCUGGGCCUCACAAGCAGAAUGCAGAGAGUGAUAUCUACCAGUUGCCAUCUGGAGCCAAAAGAAUAAUCCUUAAUGUCGACCUGAAAAAGCUUCUAUCAGAGGCCCCACAGGCCCUGCAAGAUACUAAGAAAUCCUUUAAGAUUCAAGGGAAAAAUAAAAGUUUGCCUGUGCCAUUCUUCUCUCCUGAGCAUAAUAAACUCAUGAAAGCUGCCCCUAAGAGACAUAAAGAUGUUCUUCCACCAUUAAGGAAAGGCAUUGCUGACAUGAGAGAUCAGGGUGAAGACAAAGUGGGAUUCAGGUUGUCCGGCUUUAAGACGAUUCUCCAUGAUGCUAACCCAGUCAAUGAUCUGAGAAUAUCUCGGCAUGAAAAUGGGAAGACUGUCAGAGAAGCCAUUGAUCAGCUCCAUUUCCUCAGCCAGGAUGCAGUGAAAUCAAAAACAUUUUACCAGCCACCAGUCAGUAUGGAGAAAAGGUUAAUUGCUAAAAUGUACGGCUCCAUAAGCCUUGCUCCCUUUCAAGUGAUUGAAAAAGCAUACAAAGACCGGGAAAAAGCUGAAAGUCAGACCAUCAAGUCCAAUUGGGUCAGUGACAUUCGCGCCAACAGAAAUGACAUACAGAGUAAUAUUCAAGGUUACGCCGAGGCCAAAAAGAAUGUUUGUCUCCAAAUGCGCCAGCAGGAUGAACUCCACUUGCAAAAUGCAAUGCAGCUCCAGGAGGAAAGUAACAAGAAGAUGGCAGAGCUUGUGCAGGAGAGAUAUACCAGGUUUUUGGAGAACAAGAAGCGGAAAACUGCUGAGCAAGAUCAAGUGAAGAACUUUAGCAAACAUCAUUUGUCUCUGAGCAAGGCCCUGCUGAAGCAUGACACCAAAUCGAGACAAGGCCUUCUACAUCAAAAAAAGACACAUUUAGUGUUGGCCCUCAAGCAGGAGGAGGAGGAGCAAAAGGAGCAGUUCAAGAAACACAUGAAAUACAGGCAGUUGGCCCUUCAAGCUGCAACUGUUUCUGAAAGAAAAAUGGUGGACCAACUUAUCAAAACGAAUGAGGACAUUCACCUUACCCAGGCCAAAAUGAGAGUUAGAGCCUUAAAAGCAAACCAAGUGACAAUUCACGUCAUGGAGCCUGUAUUGGUGGAUCAGAGUCCAUUACUUAAGCAUUAACUCAACCUCAGUCAGACAGGCCCACAUCCUUGUACAGGAGGGCAAUUCAAGGUGGAUAGCCUGUCGAACAUCUCACAGAGACUUAAGAUGACAAGCCCUUUGUAUUUCAUCUGUAUUUUCGUCUCCAUCCCUACCAUCUUGACUGUAGCUCUUUCAUGAGUGUUGUGGCAAGGCCAGCUGGGUAGUCCGUUUCAUUCCUGAGUAAUGGUCAGCAGGUCACUGUAAGGUUAGUUGUUGUAAGAAGGAGUUGGGGGACCCCAGAUAGCAAUACGCAGUAUUGCACUUGAGGAGAUAUUUAGGUUCUUACUCUGAGAGUAAGGAAUGGCAGGACUGCAGUAAAACGAUAAAAAGGCCUAAAAGGGCAAAGCUGAAUUGGAUAUUUGGAGAAUCAUCUGCCUUUUACUUUGGUGUUGUUUAUGGUAUUGCUUGAUUGCUUCUUCUUUCUGUUACUGUGUAGAUGUUUCUUCUGUUUCUCCCACAUACAGUAACAAUGAUAUGUGUGUUGGGCUCAUGGCGAGUGAGAGACCGAGUGCCUCAGUGCGCCCUUCCCAAGUUGGCUCUUGAUUUGCCUCAGAUACUGCUGGUGUAGUGAACAAUUCUGACCCACUCAGGGACACAAAGUUUAAGGGAUUCCAUUGUUCACGACACAUUUAUGGGUGCCAUCCCCCACCCCCACAUCCAAGACCAACAACUGAAUUGAGCAGCUUGAAAGUCCAUGCAUGUAUGACUUACAGCAGUCACUUUCAGUAUUUACUAAGAAUUCAUCAUUUAUGGGCAUGUAUGGGGUAAUGUCCUCAAAUGAUUUAUUUACCAGGUUUGUGACUGAGGAUAAUAUCUGAUAAGACAAAAUCCUAACUAUGAACAGAAUUAUUUGAAUAAUGUACAUUUUACCUUUAUAGGUCAUUAAAGAGAAAUAUA